UUAUUAUUAUUACGUUACUCACUUCUCACUUUCUCUUAGAACUCCCGCAGACACGAGAGAUUAGUCUCUGCAGUUGCUCGGAUACCGGAGUUACACCAAAAAUUUGUCCCUGUUCUGUUCCCCACUCACUUAACCUUCAUCUCUCCUCCCACACACUCUCAACAAUCCAACUAAACUCACUCACACAUAAACAAUGCCUUUCCCCCUCUUUCUCUUUCUAUUUCUCUUCUUCAUUUUCACCACCGUUUCCACCGCUCUACCCUACGGUAUUUCUUACCAUAUUGACUGUGGUAGUCCAACAAACACCACCGACUCAUUCAACACAACAUGGCUCUCCGACCGUUUCUUCACCGGCGGAACAACCGGAAUCGUCUCCGAGCCACUCCGUUUCCACCACCAACACGAAAAAACUCUCCGUCUCUUCCCAAUCUCAUCCGGCAAGAAGAAUUGCUACUCCAUCCCUUCACUCUCCUCUUCACGCUACCUAAUUCGUACCUUCGUCGUCUACGAUAACUACGACGGAAAAUCUCAUCCUCCUUCAUUUGAUGUUUCCGUUAGUGGCACCGUUGUAUUCUCCUGGCGUUCUCCUUGGCCUCAAUCUCUUUCCCGUAACGGAGCUUAUUCUGACUUAUUCGCUUCGUUUCAAGAUGAAGCCCUAAUUUGUUUCUACAGCUUCGCCACUGAUCCUCCGGUGAUUUCUUCGCUUGAGCUUUUCGCCGUCGAUCCAGCUUCCUAUGAUUCUGCUUCCAUUGCUAACAAUGAUACUAUACUUGUUAACUAUGGGAGACUCUCUUGUGGUUCGAAUCAGUGGGGUCCGGGUUUCACCAACGAUGAUGACCGGUUCGGAAGGUCAUGGCAGUCGGAUUCCGAUUACCGAACCGGUCGGAACAAGGUAGUUCCGGUAUCCACGAGGAGUAGCAUUGCAGGAACUGAUCAGAAGCCGAAUUACUUUCCGACGAAGCUGUACCAGACUGCGGCAACUACGGCAGAGACUGCGGAGGAAGGUGGUGGUGUUUUGGAGUAUGAAUUGAGCGUGGAUGCUAAGCUGGAUUACCUUGUGUGGUUGCAUUUUGCGGAGAUUGAGGAUAAAGUGAGGAAAGCUGGAGAGAGGGUGUUUGAUGUGUUCAUCAAUGGAGAUAAUUUGACACGAGUUGAUAUUUACAAGCAAGUGGGAAAUUUAGCUGCGUUUACUUGGCAUCAUAUGGUGAAGAAUUUGAGUAGUAGCGUGUUGAGUGUGAAGCUUGUUGGGGUUGUUGGUGCACCAAUCAUUUGUGGAAUUGAGAAUUAUGCUUUGGUUCCUGAUGAUCCUUCUACUGUUCCUCAACAAGUGGUUGCCAUGAAAGCGCUGAAAGAUUCACUUCGGGUUCCUGAAAGAAUGGGUUGGAAUGGUGAUCCGUGUGCUCCUACUAAUUGGGAUGCUUGGGAGGGAGUUACCUGCCGUAUGAGUAAGGAUAAUUCUGCUCUUGUCAUUAGUCAAAUAGAUCUGGGCAGUCAAGGCUUGAAAGGGUUCAUAAGUGAGCAGAUUAGUCUUUUGUCAGACUUGGUAAGCCUGAACUUGAGUUCUAAUUCCUUGGUGGGUGAAGUACCGUCUGGCCUAGGUCAAAAAUCCUUAAUGCACUUGGACUUGUCCAACAACCAGUUAACUGGCUCGAUUCCAGAUAGUAUAGCUUCUUCAAGUUUGCAGCUUGUGCUAUUGAACGGUAACUUAUUAGAAGGACAAGUGCCAGAUGAACUCUAUUCGAUUGGUGUGCACGGUGGAGCUAUUGAUCUCUCUGCCAACAAAGGUUUGUGCGGUGUACCGUCUCUGCCAGCUUGUCCUAUGUUUUGGAAGAAUGGUAGAUUAUCCACCGAGGGAAAAAUUGCAAUCGGCAUGUCAAGUCUCUUUGUUUUCUGUUUGAUACUACUGGGGAUCUAUAUCUAUAUCAGGAGGAGAAGGAAUGAUUAUGACUUUGCGCUGCCUCAUGAAUUAACAGCAUUAGCAGCCAAGAGAAACCGAUAUCAGAGGCAAAAAUCCUUGAUGGUUCUUGAGAUGGAGAGUCAACACGCUAAGGGACUACCUUCACCUUCAGCCACACAAUAACCUUAUAUUCUUCAAUAGAAAUGAAGUAUUAAAUUGUCAUAGUUUUCUGCUAAACAUAUACUAACCCAGCUUAGAGAAAGGAUUUCAAUUGUUUCUGCGCCAAUGCCAGGCCACGAUGUGACAACAUUACAACUUUAGGAGGAACAUCGCUCUCGGGCCCUGUCAUUCUCGUACAACUUUGUCUUGUCAAGAAUUCUGGAUGCCACUUAUUGCCGCGCAUGUUCUGUCUGUGUCUUGACCCAUCAAACAAAAUCACUAGACGCAGCUUUUGUUGAAUGUGAUGCCAACAAUCCUUCAAUAUAUGAAAUUUAGAGCCACAAUUCAGUCGGUGUAUAUAUUUUUCUUUACACAUCGGCUCUUUUGUAUGACUAUUUUAACUGUACUGAUUUAUAUAGCUACUGAGAAGUGAUUGGACCUUAUUGUAUUGCUUUUACACCUCGUGACAUAAACUUUCCAUGCUUCAAGAUAAUGCUCCACAUGCAAAUAGUUCUAGGGUUUUUCUUGUUUUGAAAUUUUUAUAUUGUUGUUUAUAUUACGAAAUGUACUAUGCAUUGGAUUGACUUCUAUAGUGAUGUUUUGAGAGGUCCAAUGUUUAAUUUUCGCUAUUGCCUUGAAUUGGAGCAUCAUCUCUUCAUCUUAAA
Messenger RNA from Trifolium pratense (red clover), 2721 nucleotides. RefSeq names its product receptor-like protein 4. The transcript is spliced from 9 exons. The record is from RefSeq and is a predicted model, not a curated record. Gene Ontology annotation, molecular function: protein binding. NCBI's taxonomy places the organism in Eukaryota, Viridiplantae, Streptophyta, Magnoliopsida, Fabales, Fabaceae. Bases 194 to 2080 code for a protein of 628 amino acids.